Molecule: messenger RNA, 1294 nt
Organism: Harpia harpyja (harpy eagle)
Lineage: Eukaryota; Metazoa; Chordata; Aves; Accipitriformes; Accipitridae
Gene: MAP6
Product: microtubule associated protein 6
Exons: 4
Coding region: 22-1191 (389 amino acids)
Biological process (GO): positive regulation of axonogenesis; cytoskeleton-dependent intracellular transport; dendrite morphogenesis
Cellular component (GO): microtubule; axon; dendrite
Molecular function (GO): microtubule binding; calmodulin binding
Source: RefSeq, a predicted model, not a curated record
GUGGGGGGGGUGGGGGCCGCCAUGGCGUGGCCCUGCAUCACCCGCGCUUGCUGCAUCGCUCGUUUUUGGAACCAGCUGGAUAAAGCGGACAUCGCCGUCCCGCUGGUUUUCACCAAAUACUCGGAGGCCACCGAGCAUCCCACCGCCCCCGCUUCCCUCCCGCGCCCCGCCGCUCCCAUCGAUACCCAGCCCGGUGGGGAGGCGGCGGGGGAAGCGGUUCCCGGUCCUCCCCGGCCCGGCCCGGCCCCGCACGUCUCUCCGCCGGCCGAUUCGGUGAUGCGCCACGAUUACAAACCCUGGAAGGUCCAGCGACCGGAGCCCAGCUGCAAACCCAAGAGCGAGUACCAGCCCUCGGAUACACCUUUCGAGAAGGAGACCCAGUACCAGAAGGAUUUCCGAGCUUGGCCCAUCCCCAAGCGGGGUGACCAUCCCUGGAUCCCCAAACCGGGACCUUCCCCCGUCCUCGCCUUGGAGCGCGCUUCCCCGGAGAAACCGGCUCAAGAGAAGCGACGGAAGGUGCUCCUCGGGUCCGAGAAGAAAGAGGAAGACCCCGACGGGGAGGAUGAACAACCCAAAGCGCUGCGGGCCGGGGAGGGGAGAGAGAAGGGCCGCAAGAAGGCGGAGGAGCCGGGGGGAGGCAGGGCGGCCGCCGAUGCUCUCAACAGGCAGAUCAAGGAGGAGGUGGCGGCGGGGGUCAGCUCGUCCUACAGAAACGAGUUCAGACCCUGGGUAGACGUCAAACCUGUGAAAGCUAUAAAAGCGAAGGCCCAGUACAAGCCGCCAGAGGAGAAAAUGACCCAUGAAACCAGUUACAGUGCUCAAUUCAAGGGGGAAACCAGUAAGCCUGCUCCAGCUGAUAACAAAUUCCUGGAGCGCAGAAGGAUACGCACUCUCUACAGCGAACCCUACAAAGAACCGCCAAAGGUGGAAAAGCCUAGCGUAAAGCCUUCCAAACCAAAAAAGACCACAACAAGCCAUAAACCCCUGAAAAAGGCCAAAGACAAGCAGAUUGCAUCUGGCCGGGCUGCCAAGAAAAAGAGCGCCGAGAACUCCAACACAGCAAAGCCAGAGGACAAGGAGAAAAGUAAAGAGAUGAACAAUAAACUGGCUGAGGCAAAAGAGACCCCUGAAAAAAACACUGGUGCUACAGACCAAGAACCGAGUACCUUAGUGCAGGACCAACGCACAUGAAGUUGAACACUUUCUUCUGAGUGGCGGUUGGAGCAAACAUAUAGUCUGCAUGAAAUGUGUAUCGUCUGGCUGGCAUACAAUAAAGCUGAUGAGCAGAGCUGAA